UGGACAUGGAUUUUCAUGAACCUUCUAUGGCCCAGAUGUAGUAGACAAGAUGCCGCCACUUCUGACACUCUUCGAACUUGGCUUCGCAUCGAAAGACAGGGCAGAUGCCACGAUUCCCUCCAUCAUGGGCGCGGCAGACAUUACUUCAGUAUAUAG
This is a messenger RNA of Bipolaris oryzae ATCC 44560, 156 nucleotides long. RefSeq lists its product as uncharacterized. The transcript has a single exon. The annotation marks the transcript as partial. NCBI's taxonomy places the organism in Eukaryota, Fungi, Ascomycota, Dothideomycetes, Pleosporales, Pleosporaceae. The record is from RefSeq and is a predicted model, not a curated record.